UGCCGUAAACAAAUGAUUACAUUGACAUUAUAAGUAAAUGUAUUAAUUGUGGGAUGGAUUAUGUGUUUUUAAUUAAAAAAAACGUAUUCAAUUCUAAACCUAAGGGAUAAAAUGGAUAUUAGUAAUGAAAAACCAAAUGUGAGCAGUGACCAAAAUGAUAUAAAAAUAGUCGCUCGUGGACGCGGCAAAGUGUUACUCUACAACGGCCACCAAUAUUAUUUCCACGUGCGGUAUAAAAACAACAAUUGUUUGUGGAGAUGUAAAAAUUACAAAACCUUUAACUGUACUGGAUCCGUUACGAUUACCCAGGAUCAGUCAAAGUUGGUACAACAAAGGCAGCAUUCAGAGAACUGUUUACCAGACGAAAAUGAAAACAUUAUGUGUAUUAUCACAAGCUCAAGCUUAGACAGAGCAGCAUCAAAUGUCGAAGAGACAGUACCUGCGGUUUACAGAACUACCAUAGCAUCAAUGAAAGAUACAGGACUACACUUGAUUAAGAAAUUACCCACGUAUAACAAAUACAAAUGCAAAGCAUACAGAAGAAGAAGGAAAUUGGCAGGAGUUGAGAAGAUGGCAUACAAUGACAUGAAAGAAGUUGAAGUGCCUCCAGAUGACUUCCUUCUUGCUGAUUACCGUGGUGGCAACGAUCGUAUCCUGAUUUUUGCUCUAAAAGAAGCGAGGGAAAUUGUGCUUAACGGAAAAGUAAUGCAGACAGUCCUUGAUCAACUGGAGGAUGAGCAUGAACUAUUCGCACAUACAGGAUAA
Hyposmocoma kahamanoa is the source of this 765-nucleotide messenger RNA. RefSeq lists its product as uncharacterized. The transcript is spliced from 3 exons. NCBI's taxonomy places the organism in Eukaryota, Metazoa, Arthropoda, Insecta, Lepidoptera, Cosmopterigidae. The record is from RefSeq and is a predicted model, not a curated record. Bases 112 to 765 code for a protein of 217 amino acids.